Alnus glutinosa is the source of this 1822-nucleotide messenger RNA. RefSeq names its product G-type lectin S-receptor-like serine/threonine-protein kinase At1g11330. Bases 24 to 1751 code for a protein of 575 amino acids. The record is from RefSeq and is a predicted model, not a curated record. Gene Ontology annotation, molecular function: protein serine/threonine kinase activity; ATP binding. NCBI's taxonomy places the organism in Eukaryota, Viridiplantae, Streptophyta, Magnoliopsida, Fagales, Betulaceae. Gene Ontology annotation, biological process: recognition of pollen; protein phosphorylation. The transcript has 7 exons.
CGUCUACGGGAAAUCUCCAGCAAAUGGCGUGGCUGUCUGGCCCUCAGGAUUGGGAUAUAAUUUGGGAUGUGCCGCUUAACCAAUCUAUCUAUGGUUUGUGUGGUGCAUUUGGAGUGUAUCGUAAGAAUAUCUCUAGCCCCUGUGAAUGUUUAAUUGGUUUUGAACCAUUUUCGACGGACUACACCAGUGGAAAUGAUUGGUCAGGUGGGUGUGUGAGGAAAUCCUCUUUGCAAAAAUGUGAAAAUAAUACGUAUGCUAAUGGCAAAAAAGAUUGGUUCAUGAAGAUACCAUUCCUGAGAUUGCCCGGUAAUUCAAAAGCAUAUUCGGCAGCGAGUGCUAGGUAUUGUGAAGUGGCUUGCAUGAAUAACUGUUCUUGCACAGCUUAUGCUUAUAAUAGCAGCGGGUACUGCAUGAUUUGGGAAGGAGCUCUUUUGAACUUACAGCAACUCUUAGAUGGUGGGGAGAUUAUGUAUCUCAGACGUGCUGCAGAUGAGCAUCAAAGUACCAAAGGCAAAAAAUGGAAGGUAUGGGUAGCUGUGCUAGUUCCAACAACAGGGCUUAUCUUAUGUCUUUUCAUUUGUUUUUCAACCAAAGGAAAGCUCAAACGCAUAGUGACCAAUUCUUAUCAAACAAGAGAGAAGGCUUCAAACAAUAAUCUACUAUUAUUUGAUUUCAAUACUGAGCUCGAUGCAAUCAAUGAAGAAAUGAAUACCAACAAUAAUAUGAAGAAAAGAGAGAAGGAUUUUGAGUUACCACUAUUCAGUUAUGAAAGCGUAUCAAUUGCAACUAAUAAUUUUUCAGCUGUAAAUAAGCUUGGAGAAGGAGGUUAUGGACCUGUUUACAAGGGGAAAUUACUCAGAGGGCAGGAAAUUGCAGUGAAGAUGCUUUCAAAAAGAUCUGGACAGGGAAUUGAGGAGUUCACAAAUGAGACAAUACUAAUUGCAAAACUUCAGCAUAGAAAUCUUGUUAGAAUCUUAGGUUGUUGUAUUGAGCGAGAUGAAAAAAUAUUAAUAUAUGAGUACAUGCCCAAUCAAAGUUUGGACGUUUACCUUUUUGAUCCAAUCAGGAAAAAGGUGUUAGCUUGGGAGACACGUGUACACAUUAUUAAAGGGAUCGCUCAAGGGCUUCUUUAUCUUCAUCAAUAUUCAAGGAUACGAAUCAUACAUAGAGAUCUAAAACCGAGUAACAUUCUCUUGGAUAGUGAAAUGAAUCCAAAAAUAUCAGAUUUUGGCAUGGCUCGAAUAGUUGGAGGUAAUGAAACAGAAGCAAACACAAACCGAAUUGUUGGAACUUUUGGAUACAUGUCUCCAGAAUAUGCUAUAGAUGGUUUAUACUCAAUAAAGUCUGAUGUGUUUAGCUUUGGAGUAUUGCUCCUAGAGAUUAUAAGUGGCAAGAAGAAUACUGGCUUCUAUAACAGUAGUUCACUCAAUCUUCUUAAACAUGCUUGGGGGUUGUGGGUAUAUGAUCUAAGCUUGGAGUUGAUGGAUCCAACAAUAAGUUAUCCUUCUUCCAGGUCUAUUCUAUUGAGAUUCAUUAACAUUGGACUUCUUUGUGUCCAAGAAAGCCCGACUGAUCGACCUACCAUGCUUGAUGUAGUCUUAAUGAUUAGCAAUGAACGUGCACCUCUACCUAAACCCAAGCAACCAGCAUUUACCACAGGCCGGAACAUGAUGGACACAAAUCCAACAAUUGACACUGCAAGAAAUUGCUCAAAUAAUAGCGUAACUAUUUCAAUAAUGGAAGCCCGAUGAUUUGUCUCCUAUAUCAAAGAAAAGAAAUGUUGUAGAACCAAUCUUUUUGUUUGAUUUGUAUGCACGUUGAU